CGUCGGCGGAAUAUACGCACACUCUGCGAUGCGUUCGCACUCCCUCCAACGACUCCCUCGCAACCGGUCUCCUAGAAGCUUAUAAAAGAUCGUAAUUAGAGGUCAUCGUGCGUCUUGGUUUCAAUGCCAUUGCACAAACACGGUCAGACUGCACAUUUCUACGAUGCGAUUUUCGUUCGAUUUCGGGUAGUAUUGUGUCGAUAUUUGAUCACAGUUAAAAUAUUUUUUACGCGAAUUCAACAACAACAAUAAUAAUAUACAUAUAUAUAUAUAUAUAAAUACGGUUUAGAAUUUCGAGUAUUAAAAAGAAGUUGCAACACAUUUCGAAGAUGCGCCGUACGCGGUUCGCUUAGGAUUACUAUACGCGUGCACUAUAUGCAAUUAUAAUUUACGAAUAAUAUAACUACUGUCGUAGAACUAAUCGAAUCGAUCGACGGCUGUGGAUUUAUUUACCUAACCAUGAAAACGGAUAACAAAAUGGUGCUGAUUUUUCUUUCAUUUCUGGCUGUCGCUCGUUGCACGGACCUGCAACCGUUGGCGAGCAGCGACGAAGAAAACCGACUGGAGCCGACCGCGGGCGUCGUUGACGGCGGCGACCCGCAACACCCCGAAACGAUCGUCGCCGAGUCCACCACGACAGCGGCCGCCGUCGACGGCCACCGGUCUGGCCGACAGUUUUACCAACAGCCGUUCGCGUACCAGCCGUACCCGCAGCGCAGGGCGUACCACAAGAGCCCGGGACACUCGAAGAAACGGCUGAACAAGUACAGGACGAAACCGGGCGGCGGCGGCGGUAGACGGGGGCUGAGGCCGCGGCGCCGGCCGUCCAUGUCCGGGCCCCCCCUGUCCAUGUCCGGACCGCCGACCAUGUCGGGGCCGCCGCCGCAGUCCAUGGCCACCGGUUCGCGGUACAGACGGUUACCGGGGCUGGCGCCCGUGAUGCGCCCGCAGCACGUCAACUACAUCGACGCGGCGGGCGGCGCAGACUACGACGACGGUUUCGAGCCGGCGCCGCUGCUGCCCGUGCCGUCGUUCGACUACGGCGAGUUCGACCACGAAUCGGCCAAUAAUUUCGCUUACGGCCCGCAAACGGUCGCCGCCGGCGGCGGUCGGUCGCGCAAACGUCCCGUCGCCGCCGCCGCCUCCGCCGUAGGUUACGCCGACGAAACGCGUCCGACGGCGAUCGUGCACGUUCCGGUGCGAGUCGUCCGGCCCGUCGCCUUGCCGACGCCGUCGACCACUGCCGCCGCGGAAGUGACUACCGAUCCGAUGGAAAAGCUCAGACGGUUGGUGCACGAGGCCAUGGACGAGCACUUUGCCAACCGUCACCAGGAACUGUACGGCGAAGGUUUCGGCAAACAGCAACAGCACCAGUCGAACUCGCAGCAGGUGUACAGCGCCAAGUACAAACGGCAACAGGCGGAGAAACACAAUCAGCCGCAGUGGUCGGCGGCCGACGCGGUCAGGCCGGCCGCGGCGACGCAGUCGCCGUCCGCCGCCGUCAAGACGGCAAAGGACGCGGACGUGGACGCCGACGGUUCGGACGACCGUCUGACGCUGGCCGAGAUAUCGGCGUACAUGGGCGCCAAACCGGCCGAGACGGUGCUGAGCGCCGGCGGUCACCGUUACGUGCUGUCCGACGCCCUGCAGCAGAGUUACCGGCACCAACAGCAACAGCACCACCAGCAGCAGCAGCAGCAGCAGCAACAGUACGACGGCGGCGAGGACCGUCAUCAGUCGCAGUACUUGCGUUACGUUUCGCCGUUCGAGGCGCUUUACGAGUUGCCGGCCGCGCGGUGGACGUACAAGUAAGAGAACGUAACCGUACGCGGUAGACACGUGUGCGCAUAAAUUUUCCAGCGAAUCGUGAACAUUAUAAUACUUAGCUGAUUCUGAUCGUUCGUCGUGAUCCUAUUACUCACUGAUAUACGUACUGUUAUAAGCGUUGCAUUAUAGAAGAGGACCAAAAACAAAAAAACUAAAAAAAAAAAAUACCAAAAAUAAAAAUGAUAUAUACAGUUCAUUUCCUAAGUAAUUAUCUAAAAUAAUUUUUUAAAACAAUACAAAAUGUAUACAGAUUAAUGGUUAUUAAAAUCAGUACUCAACACACGCCUAUAUAUUAUAUAGUAGCCUAAUUCCUUAAAUAAUUCUUUUCCACAGUAGUUAUAUUCUAUUUUCCUAGAUUAAAUGUAGGCGUUGGAAAUUAAAUAUAACUACAUAUAUAGAUUAUUAAACUUACUUAGACUAUAUAUUAAAACUUCGUCUAUAAAAUACCAUCUAUUGAAAUUUUUACCAAAUAUUUAUUGUACAUUUAUUUUUAUUGAAAAUUUGUUUUAUUUUUUUACGAUUAUAGAUUUUUAUUAUAUUUUACGUUGAUUAAAUUUUCAUAGUUAUUGGUACUGUUCGGCCCACGUCGCACGUACGACUUGCUUAAAUAUUAUUAUUAUUUAUUAUUUAUAAAUUUUUUUUUAUUAUGUACAUAAAGCGCAUUAUGAAUAUAUAAUAAUAUGUAUUAACUAGAUUUUUGUGAAAAUGUCUAUAUAUUAUUGUGUUAAAUUAUAAUAUUAUUAUCUAUUUCAACAUCGUGACUUUCUUAUUUGCCAAUUGGUUCCGACACAAACGCAUGUGAGCAGUAACUGGUAAGUACGACUAGUACGAGAAUGAAAACAAUAUCGGAUAUUUUAUCCAUGGAUCACUAACAAAAUUACAGGCUUCCACAUUCACAUAAUAACAUAUAAUACCUAUCCAUUCCGUUUGUAAAUAGGUACGUAGGUAUUCGGGUCUCGAGUAGUUCACAUGCAAUUUUGUUGGAGUGGAAUUUACAGUUUCGUAGACAUUUGUGUAAGUGGCAUAUUAUUAUUAUUAUGAUUGGGAUUUAGUACGUGUCCACUGUCUAGCUUAUCCUAUAAUAGUUGUAUCG
Molecule: messenger RNA, 2920 nt
Organism: Aphis gossypii (cotton aphid)
Lineage: Eukaryota; Metazoa; Arthropoda; Insecta; Hemiptera; Aphididae
Product: box A-binding factor-like
Exons: 3
Coding region: 460-1812 (450 amino acids)
Source: RefSeq, a predicted model, not a curated record